Exophiala viscosa is the source of this 2202-nucleotide messenger RNA. Its product is annotated as 1-alkyl-2-acetylglycerophosphocholine esterase. Gene Ontology annotation, molecular function: 1-alkyl-2-acetylglycerophosphocholine esterase activity. Lineage: Eukaryota; Fungi; Ascomycota; Eurotiomycetes; Chaetothyriales; Herpotrichiellaceae. The record is from RefSeq and is a predicted model, not a curated record. Bases 209 to 2092 code for a protein of 627 amino acids. The transcript has a single exon.
GCUACGGCCCGUUAAAACCUUCUUCGUUUUGAAUUGACCACCAUGUAUGAUUUAUCUUUCCGGCGGUGCCGUCGUCAAUACACACAUGGUCCUAGAUAAAACAUCGGCGACCUCUUUGUCAUGUUAAGAAGCAAACGUCGUGGCUGUGAAGUGCACGUUCUCCCCAGGAUCCCGAUCUGCGCAGGAAGAGGUACUUUGGUACUCCACCAUGCCCUCCUCCGCCAUCUUUCCGGACUGGGUCCAUGGUCAUCCCAAGAACGAAAAGACCAAACCACAUGAAGUGCCUAAACACAAACCGAAAGCGAGACCGCCGAGGGGCAUGAGAGAUAGAAUCCCGCUCUAUGGCAAGCUCCCAAGAUAUACCGGCCCUUAUCAAGUUGGCACCAUUGACCUUGAAGUCCCCGCCAAACAACCACGCACCUUUUCCGACAUCACUCGCCAAAAGGUCCACAUCAUUGCACUCGAAACAGUCUUGAUGACCAUCUACUAUCCAGCCCAUGUCGACUCAAUGGCCCAUGUUGACAAGUCUACCGUACUGCAGACCUUUCGACCAACUUGGCUGAGUCGGCCCAGAGAACAGACGAGUCGCGGAUAUGCUAAAUUUGCCUCACUCCCGGAGAACGUUGCACUGGCAUGGUUUCUUUGCACGACCUGGUUCACGAAACUACCCGCCUUUAAAAAUGCCCACAUUGCAGAACAUUGGCCGCAACAUGGCGCAGCUCGAGAAAAUCAUCGCAGCCAUGAGAGACAUGUGGGUAAUCCACCACCAGGAGGGCCAGAGAAGCCUAAAUUUCCGCUCAUACUGUUCAGUCAUGGGCUUGGAGGUACGAGAACAGCUUACUCCUCUGUGUGUGGCGAAUUCGCAAGUCACGGAUUUGUGGUUGUCGCGCUGGAGCACAGAGAUGGCAGCGGACCGCGGACAUUGAUCAAUCAUCCUGACAACAGCCCCGCAAGCCGAGAGUGUGUGGAGAAGCGAGGAAACGUUGAACACUUCAAGUCCAGCAAAGAGAAACCCUAUGAUGUGGUUGACUUCAUCUUUCCCAAGCACGACAGAAAUGAUACGACACCCGGUCACACGGUGGACAAAGAGCUACGCCGAGCACAAAUAGAUCUUCGUUUGGCGGAAAUCCACGAAGCAUAUCAAGUCAUGCAGGAGAUAUGUGCUGGCAACGGCGACAAGGUUGCAGCUCGAAAUCUUCGGCUGAAAGGUGCCAUUGGCGCGUCCAAGCGAGGGCUCGAAGGUAUUGACUGGUCAACGUGGACAGACCGAUUCCAUACCCAAGGCGUCACAAUGGUCGGACAUUCAUUCGGUGCGACCACCACCGUCAGCCUUCUCCGACAGAGGGAGAAAUUCAAGUACAUCACGCAAGGCAUCGUAUACGACAUAUGGGGCAUGGCGGUUUUACCUCCGCCUGACGAUCCGAAAUACCGUCUACAUGUGCCUCUGCUGGGAAUCAACUCGGAAGCAUUUAUGUACUGGCGUGAGAACCUCAAAGUGGCGACUGACACAAUCCAAGAAGCACUGGAUGAAGGUCAGCCUGCCUGGCUCAUGACCGUGCGCGGAACGGUCCAUAUCUCGCAAUCGGAUUUCUGCAUCCUGUAUCCGCAUGUGGCCAGUCUCGUCAUGAAAAUGACCAUCGAUCCAGUCCGAGCCAUUGAUCUCAAUAUCGACGCAUCCUUGGACUUUCUCUCACGAAUCAUGCCCGAGCAGAUACGAAACGAGCAGCCAUUUAUGAGGAGUGUAGGCGAUAAGAGAUUGCUGGACCUCGAAGUCACGCAUAGCAUUCCGGAAGAGCAUCAACCGGACCCCAAAUACAUGGCGGUCAAGCUGAAAGUCAAGCAUGAGGCAAGGAAACGGUUGGUCCCUGGAACAAGAAGAAAAUACUGGGAGCGGUUGGAGAAGUCGCGUGAGGAGGUUUGGCUUCAUUUGAGCCCGGAUUGUUCCAAGGUUGGAAGAUGCCAGACGUGCGUGGAUAGGAGGACUGGAUAUGCUGAACUCAACAGCAGUCAGCCACAAGACGAAGAAGAAGUUGGUGACUGGGAGAAUAUUGUGGACGAGCCGAAUUCAACAUCAAAUGCUCUUGUAUCAUGAGCUGCUGCUGAUGGUGGAUUCAUUAGGCAUUCUAGCCGCUCCAACCAGAUAUGCGCUCGAAAAUCCCAGCUGUCGCAAAAGCGGGAAGGAUGUCGGGGCAGAUCAUCCGA